AAGACAGUCAUUACGUAUUCGUGUAUCAUAAGUUGUGAUAAAAACAGGCGAAAAAGAUGUACAGGUAUUGCCAGAUUCCUUGCAUUACGGUAUAGAUACCGAAAAGAGACAUUUUUCCCGCUUGAAGGAAUCUUGUGACGCGGGCUUUCAAUGGAGAUAAAAUGAAUGUGGAGGUGGAUGAAGUUAUCAACAAUCUUGACGAGGACGAGGCAAACGAGAACACCCCUCUGCAGCCUGUAGCGGGGCAUGGGACACGAUGUGGUCUCCUGGCUGUCAUGGUCAUGGAGAUCCUGACCACGUUUUCCAUCUAUUUACUGCUGCAAGACCUUUCGGCAUUUUGCCACGAGGAGCUGAAGAUGGGACUGAACAUGGCGGCAGCGGUAGUACUCAUAUUUAAUAGUGUCCUCUAUUUGAUGCCUGCUGUCGCCGGCGGACUUGCCGAUGCAGUUUUUGGAAAGUACCCCAGUCUGGUUGGUAUGACCACAGUAUGGUUUAUUGGUGAAGUGAUCCUCCUUAUAUUGACGGCCAUCCCCAAGGAGAAACUAGCUGAACAACGUGGUUUUGUGAAUGUCGUUCACACGAUAGGGCUGAUUUUGGUGGCCGUGGGCUUCGGGUGCAACCUCGGGGUGGCAUAUUCCUUCGGUGCGGAACAACUACCAACGGUCAACCGAUUGAACACGUGGUCUUUCUUUUUGUGGAAACUAUUUUGUACAGAUCUGGGGAAAACAAUAUGUUUUCUACUCACGCCGAUAUUGGACUUGCAUUUGAAAGACAACGCAAGAUUAUUGAAAGUUAUACUUCGAACUAGCUCCGUUGGAAUGGUUUUGCUCAUUUUACUUUUCACGAAGAAGAAAUUCAACAAGGCGAAACCUGAAGGUGGUGCUGUAUUCCGUCGUCUAAAAGAGACAUUCAAGGAGAAGGUGUGGCAAUGUCUCAGAAACACAACUCCGCGUCCCAUGAUGACUGAGCCUGAGAGACAAGAGGACCAAGAGAGGACCCACGAAUUGAGGAAGGUGGUAUUACUUGGUGGUCUGAGUGCAACUGCUGGUUUAUACAUGGUAAUUCAUAAUGAGGGGUCAGCAACCUACCCGGAACAAGGAAAACAUCUAUCUGAUGGCAGCUACCGCGGUGUUGAUGCUCAUAUCUUCAAUGCGUUUACGUCCAUUGUUCCACUUCUAGUCAUUCCGCUUUUUGAGAUCUACAAUCGGUGCAAAGGACACUGGAGUACCAUACAUAUCUUGGUAAUCGCAGGGUUCGGUUACCUGUUCAUGUCUUUGUCGCCCCUCUGUGCCGGUGUGGUAGAGACGUUCAGCCGGAAGAAUUGGUACAGCGGCCAGAAAAGCAAUGUCUCAUCCUCUGCACAAAUUCCACAGUAUUUCUUCAUCGGGCUUGCAGAUUGUUUCGCCUUAUUACCUGUCCACGAAUUCGCUUAUUACGAGAGUCCAAAGCACAUCGUCAGCUUCACCAUUGGACUGCUUUACACCGUUGGGACUUGUGUUGGCAUGAUUCUCUUCAUAAUACAAGCAGCGGAAGUCGAGUUGCCCGGUCAACCUGAUCCAAAGAGGCAUAUGGAUUCAUACGAAAGUCUGUUUUAUGGGUUGACCAUAGCAUCAAUCUUGAAUAUACUUAUAUUAUACAUACCCAUUUCCAUACUCUAUCGAAAGAGGAUGAAUGCGCGCCUGGAGGAGACGAAUCAAUCUGAAUCUGAAUCGAAUUGAUAUGACCCGCUUUUACACUAUUAUGAAGCUUCAGCUUUAAAAAACAUAACUUGAAUCUUUGAUACCCCAGUUAUCGUUUCUAUUUUUCUUUCACGUGACACUAUACGGUCACUUCCUCCCGGCGAGGCCGUUGUUGGGGCUACGCAAGGUCAAUGCAAGAUUUUUAGAAAAUAUUUUCAAAUGCAUCAAUUUCAAGUCGAUUAUAGGUCCCAGGAUUGAAAUUUGUUGAGGGAACUGAGGAAAACCACUGCUUAUGAGUUUGGAAAUAAUUUUAUACCGGUAUAUUAAUAUUUUUCAAACAUUAUCACUCACGACAGCAUGUCCUUCGCGAAAAUUGCUGUUUUUUGCGAUUUCGUCUAAAUUGCAAAGCAAUAUUUUCAUUGUUGCAAGUUCGCUGAAUGCAAGUUGGCAUGAUGAUUAAAACCGCGCAAACGAAACCUAAUGGCAAAAAUUGCUUUGUUUUGGUCGUCUUAGCCAUUACGCUACUUAUAGCAUAUGUCCUAUACCUGGAAGUUGUUUUGGGUCCCAAAAUUAGAUAAAAGCACAAACUUUGAUGAUAUCAGCCAAGUAGUUUUCA
Molecule: messenger RNA, 2295 nt
Organism: Lineus longissimus
Lineage: Eukaryota; Metazoa; Nemertea; Pilidiophora; Heteronemertea; Lineidae
Product: solute carrier family 15 member 3-like
Exons: 11
Coding region: 162-1718 (518 amino acids)
Biological process (GO): transmembrane transport
Cellular component (GO): membrane
Molecular function (GO): transmembrane transporter activity
Source: RefSeq, a predicted model, not a curated record